This is a messenger RNA of Alternaria rosae, 405 nucleotides long. RefSeq lists its product as uncharacterized. The record is from RefSeq and is a predicted model, not a curated record. Lineage: Eukaryota; Fungi; Ascomycota; Dothideomycetes; Pleosporales; Pleosporaceae. Bases 76 to 363 code for a protein of 95 amino acids. The transcript has a single exon.
UUCUUCGAAGCAACAUACUGUGAUUCGCAGAAAGUGUUCUGCACAGUUGAUGAGCGGAUACUGUGUAGCGUACAAAUGUCUUCCGGUAGCCGUAGCCGUUUGUUGUUGCUGUUGCAACUGCGCAUCUCAUCGUAUUCUACCGAGUGCGUGAAGUGCACGCACAGCACAACGCGCCGAAAAGCUUGCAAUAAUCUGGUGCAUGACAAGAGGUACGCUGCCACCUUGAAAGAAAAAUUUGACCGUAUUACAAUAAGAUGGAUGUGUCCAUGUGCAGCUGUAGUAGUAGAUUGCAGCCCUACUCACGUCAUUUUAGAUAACAUAGAUAUAUAUAGUUAUCCUAGGUAUAUAUUAGCGUCUUGUUAGAUAGUCGAAAGUCUGCUGUAGUGUGCAAGUGAUGGUUGCAGC